Messenger RNA from Trypanosoma grayi, 1845 nucleotides. Its product is annotated as putative phopshatase. The transcript has a single exon. Gene Ontology annotation, biological process: protein dephosphorylation. Bases 1 to 1845 code for a protein of 614 amino acids. Gene Ontology annotation, cellular component: cytosol. Gene Ontology annotation, molecular function: protein tyrosine/serine/threonine phosphatase activity. The record is from RefSeq and is a predicted model, not a curated record. Lineage: Eukaryota; Euglenozoa; Kinetoplastea; Trypanosomatida; Trypanosomatidae.
AUGUUUGAUGUUCUCAAAAAGAUUCACUGGUUACCCCGAGUGGAGAUCCAGACAGUAAGGGAACCAGUAUUGUGUGAUAAUGAUUGCCCUUGGCUUGAACUAAGUGAAAUUAUUCCAGGUUUGUUCCUAACGUGUGAGGAAACCAUAUCUAAUCUGAUGGAGGCACAAGAGAAGAGGGUGGCCCUCAUUUUGGCCCUUAAUGGAGAAGAGCACGCGGCACCAUAUCGAUUAUAUGAGUAUUCGGCCGAAUAUGAAAGGUACAUUUAUACCAGGGUGUCAUCGUUUGGCAGUUUCGUUUCUCUGCUUGAUGACUAUACAUCUAGAGAUAUACCUGAAGAUGCUCACUUGCGAAAGAUAUUUGUUCGCACCAUUGCUGCAGAAGACGAAGCAUCAUAUGACAUUAGCCGUCAUUUCUCUGAGUUGUGCAUGCUUAUUGAACUGGUCCAGAUAAAACGAAAAGGUACACGGAAUGACUCUGUGUGUUGUCCAGCUGUAGCUGUUCACUGUCUGGUUGGUGUGAGUCGCUCCGUUGCUGUGGUUGUGGCCUACGUGAUGAAACGAGGUGGAUACUCUAAAAGUGAUGCGCUCGCCAUUGUCAAAAGAGUCCGUCCCAUAGCGAAUCCUAAUGUCGGCUUUCAGGAACAGCUUUCUCAGUGGGAGAGGGGUGGGUAUUAUCGUGUUGUCGAUAGCCUUACCGCUUCAAUCGUUGCCAACGAGUUGCGUGAAGAUCAUGAGUUUCAUACUUUUGUUGAGAAACAGCUCCCGCUGAUAAUUCGUGUGGGAAGGUUGACAUUCGAUAGGGAGUUUUUCGGCCUUGUUUUAUCGGACGCAGGAGUCGACGAGGAAACCCUUCGCUCUGCACUCGCAAAAGCUUCUGAUUACAUCAUUUCUUCUAUAUCUGAUGAAGUAUAUGUUGAUGUACCCAGGUUUUUUGAUAAUGUUUGCGAAACUAUAUUCAGCUUGAUUUGCCACGCGCCAACCACUCUAAACUACCUUACUGGAACGAUAGAUGAUUGCUUUGAAGAUGUUUUUUAUGAGAAGAUGAUCAAAAGUCUCAGCAUCUCUGGAAUCGCUGCGUAUCCAUCAGAUGUAGUAAAGGCAUUUUGUUCACUUUUGGAGGCCAUUGGAUCAAAACAUUUGUCAAGAGUCUCAGAAAAACGACCUCGAUUUAUUAAAUCUGGAGGAGAAAUGGUUGGGGUUUCUCCGGAGGAAUUAGCCCUAACAUUUCCUUUUCUUCCGUUUUUGGCCCCUUAUGCUACCGGAUUCGUUCAUGAGAAGGAGCUGGUGCGGCUUGGAGAGAAGCCGACAACAGAAGAAAUUGAGAAACUACACUGGGAUUUGCUGGCUACUUUUCGUGAAAAUUUCUUGUUGACUGCUUCUGGGGCAGAUGCAUGUGCCGGGAGCACCUUCGCUGUUAGUCGUUGGCAUGCAGGUUCACGUUUUCGUUACCUCGAGUUCGACAUGGAGGUGCAAAUACUUGAAUCUGUGGAAAAGGGUUCUAGUUUGUCAGUGGCAGUAAGCCGCUACUUGGACUUUGACGAUCUUGAUCCGGAUGUUUCUUUGGCUUGGUUACGCAAACUAACAGGGGCAGUUAUAGGGGUGCGUCUUUUUUACGAUUCUGCUGAUCACUACUUUUUUCAGCACUACGAGGAUAUGCUUUUUCCCACCGCAGUGCAUCCUAUUGCAGAGCAGCUAGUUCCUUGGGGAGAAAUACACGGUAUAUUGCAGCGUGCAGAUGCUGUAUAUGCGCAAAAGUGUGGGAACUCUCCUGAUCUUUUGGGGUGGAUGAAGAAGGAACUGGACCAACUGAUUUCAAGUGGUAUGGUUGUGAUUCCGGACUCCUAG